This is a messenger RNA of Plasmodium reichenowi, 840 nucleotides long. Its product is annotated as zinc finger protein, putative. Bases 1 to 840 code for a protein of 279 amino acids. Gene Ontology annotation, molecular function: zinc ion binding; protein-folding chaperone binding. Gene Ontology annotation, biological process: protein import into mitochondrial matrix; protein folding; protein stabilization. The record is from RefSeq and is a predicted model, not a curated record. The transcript has a single exon. Gene Ontology annotation, cellular component: mitochondrion. Lineage: Eukaryota; Apicomplexa; Aconoidasida; Haemosporida; Plasmodiidae.
AUGUUUCAAAAAAUAGGAAGGAAAUUAAUAGAAAGAAAAACUUUUAGUCGAAUCAUAUUAACGAAAGACAUUAAUUUUAAAAAAGAAAAAAAAAACUUUAGUUCAUUAUUUCAAAGAUAUAAUUUUAAUAAUUUAAGCUUAAAAAAUGAUAUUCAUUUUUGUAUAGUACCAUUUAAUAGUACAAACAAUUUUAUAAUUUCAAAGAAAAGUUUUGUUACAAAAAAUGAAAGGGCUCAAAAUGAAAAAAUUAUACAAGACGACAAAUUUGAAAAAUCUAAUGAUAAAGUAAUAUAUGAUAAGAAACCAAAGCAUUUAAGUGACAAAAUAAGAUGUGAUGAUAAAAUAAUAGAAUUAAAUGAAAAUAUAAUUACCAACACAAUAAAUAAUAAUAAUAAUAACAAUAGCAAUAAUAAUAAUAAUAAUAAUAAUGAAGAAAUUAUAAAUACCAGUAGUAAUAUUUUAGAUAUAGAAAAUAACAAAAUCAUACAAAUAAAUAACGGUGAAGAAAAUGAAAUAGUUGAAAAAAAUUUAAAUGAAGACUUAGUAGAUAAAGAAAUCGAUCAAAAGAAAAAAGAAUAUUUAGUUUUAAUGUUUACUUGUAAUAUUUGUGAAAAAAAAAGUGCAAAAAAAUUUUCAAAACAAGCAUAUUAUAAUGGUGUUGUUAUUGUUAGAUGUCCUUCAUGUGAAAAUCUUCAUUUAAUAUCGGAUCAGUUGGGUUGGUUCCAAGAUGGAAAAACAAAUAUCGAAAAAAUUUUAGAAGAAAAAGGAGAAAAAGUUGUGAAAAAAUUUUCUUAUAAUAAUUUGUUAGAAGUUGAUGACCUUUUAAACGCAUACAAAUGA